This is a messenger RNA of Loa loa (African eye worm), 2212 nucleotides long. RefSeq names its product EF hand family protein. Gene Ontology annotation, molecular function: cadherin binding; calcium ion binding. Gene Ontology annotation, cellular component: cytoplasm; clathrin coat of coated pit; plasma membrane. NCBI's taxonomy places the organism in Eukaryota, Metazoa, Nematoda, Chromadorea, Rhabditida, Onchocercidae. The transcript is spliced from 15 exons. The annotation marks the transcript as partial. Gene Ontology annotation, biological process: endocytosis; endosomal transport. The record is from RefSeq and is a predicted model, not a curated record.
AGAUGAAUAUGAGAGGGAAGGAUGUGGUGCCUGCACAAGAAGCGGCAGCAUUUUUGAAACGAUCCAACUUGAAUGUUACAACUCUGGGCCAGAUCUGGGAAUUGGCUGAUUACAGUCGAAAAGGUUACUUGGAUAAAACCGGCGCUUUUAUUGCUUUCAAGUUAGUGGCAGCUUCUCAGCAAGGACAGCCCAUCUCAUGGAAUUCUUUACUGCUUAAAUUAGAACCUCCAUCCUUUGCAUCGAGAUCUGCUACGCCAUCUAUACCUAAUUUCGGUGCCAUAUCAGCUAGUCUUAAUGAGAGCUGGGCAAUCAGUCCAACGGAUCAAGUGAAAUACGAAUCAAUCUUUGAUGGUUUGAAUCCAGUUGAAGGGAAAGUAUCCGGUAAUAAGGUACGUCCUGUGCUAUUAAAUUCAGGACUUCCAAGUACAUCAUUAGCAAGGAUAUGGGAGCUAGCAGACAUGGAUAAGGAUGGCAAGCUUGAUCGCAUUGAAAUGUCUGUUGCACUACAUCUGGUUUAUUGUGCCCUGCAAGGAGAACCAGUACCAAGUAUUCUGCCACCAUCUCUAAUUCACCCAACAAAACGUGAACUUGUACAGUUCUCCUCUAGUAUUCCUCCGGUUCCAGCGCCUCAAUGGAGCAGUGGUCGUCAAAGAACUGGCUCAGUAGUAUCCUUAGAAAGUUCUGAACAGGGAACAUUAGGAUCGGAAAGAGUGCGGUCACAAAGCGUCCAGCCAACAAGCGUUACCAUGCCAAUCCUUUUUCCUGCAUCACUUCCAUUAUCACCUGCUGCAGCAUGGCCAGUGCAUUCAAGUUGUUAUGAAGCUAGUUUUCAGCAGGCGGAUAGUGACCAGGAUGGAUUUGUUUCGGGUGCAGAUGUUCGUGAUAUUUUACUUGCAACCGGUAUAGAGCAGAAUACAUUGGCGUUGCUUUGGUCGCUUGUGGAUCUGAAGAAGAAUGGGAUGCUGAAUUUGGAGCAGUUUUCUUUGAUCAUGUACCUGAUUGAAAAUCAUAAACAAGGAAGACCGGUACCGUUUGCAUUGCCGCGGAAUUUGGUACCACCUUCUUUUCGAACACUUGAAGCCCCUACAGCCAGUGUAACUAGCGGAUAUACUAUGAGUACAGCACCAACCGGAGACGAGGAACUGGAUACAUUAUUGCGCGAAGUUGAAAAGCUAAUUCUGGAUCGCCGAGAGGCUGAUCAAGAAAUCGUUCAACUUGAAGCUGACAUGACUGUGAAGAACAGCGAGAUCAAAAAUUUAAAGAUUGAACUAACAACACUACAAAAUACGGUAACACAAUUGGAAAAACAGAAAGGUGAAGCAGAAAAGCGACUUGAAGCACUCGAUUCACAGAUUGCGCAACUGGGACGAAGUGUAGAACAAUCCAGAGAAAAAGUUAAGGAGGAGGAGAAGAGGCUUGGCGAACUUCAUUCGCAAAGCACUCAAAAUGGAGCAAAUAAAACUGCAAAUGAAGAACUGAUAAAUGUGCAACGAGAAGUUCAUUCUUUGGAAGAAGAAAAGAAAACGUUGUUUGUUACACUUUCACAACAUAAUGCUUCUAUCGAAAAAGCAGCGUUGGAGCUUACGAAAUUUGAAAGGAGAUGUGCAAACACUGAAGAGAUAACAAAACGCAUUGAAAAUGAAAGUGAGAAAUUAAAGAAAGCAGCAGAACGUCUUACUCAAUUAAUAGAAAGCAACGAUAUUGAAACACUUAAUAAAGAAAAAGAUGAACUUUUUGCUCUACUCGUGGAAAUUUCUCCGGUUGUUGAAAAUCAAGAUUUUAGCAUCUCGACGGAUUCUUUCGCAGCAGCCACUCGACCAGGCAUUGGAUUUGAAACUGAUCCAUUUGUGGGCACGAUUAACUCAUCAUUCACGAAUUUUGAUGCUUUUUCGGGCAAGGACCCAUUCAGCUCGGAUAUGAAUAACACAAAAUCUCCACUUGCUACCGUUACAUCCGUAAAAACACCACCGCCACGACCUGCGCCACCAAAAUCACUGAAAACUCCUGUGGAUUCAGAUCCAUUUUCUGGCACGGACCCAUUUGCUGAAAGUGGAGCAACAGUCACUUUAAGAACAGAUCAAUUCGCGGAUUUUGCUAACUUUGAUGCUUUUGCGAAAUCCUGAAUUUGUCGUGCUUGAUGUGUUAUUGUGCAUUUACUGUUUUACACCACCAAAGCACUUUUGGUUAUUACUUAUCAUAAAUUCACAAAUUC